Molecule: messenger RNA, 1809 nt
Organism: Mucor mucedo
Lineage: Eukaryota; Fungi; Mucoromycota; Mucoromycetes; Mucorales; Mucoraceae
Exons: 3
Coding region: 1-1809 (602 amino acids)
Source: RefSeq, a predicted model, not a curated record
AUGAUUGAUACUGGUAAUAAGUACAAGCGUCCACUGCCCAUUAGAUCACGUAUAAGAAGCAUAAAUCCCAAUUCGCCAAACUACCAGGUCGUUAGAGUAAUUCCGUACAACCUUUUCUCUGAUGAUACCAGUGGUAAUUCCACAUCAAAAUGGAAUUGUUUGUAUUCGUGGUCGACGAAUCCCGCCGCUGUUCCUCUUAGGGUUGCCAAUCAUUAUUUGAACCAAUUUUUUAUAUAUGGAUCAAAUUGUCAUACUGCUCUGGAACAGUUGCCUUCCCUUGUCCCCGAUUUGAAGAAACUGGAAACUGGUCUGCCGAUGUUUGAUGCUAUUUUCCAGGAAGAAGUCUUUGUUGUUGCUCCUCUUUUGUUUAUCACGGCUGACAAUCUUUGUCAUGCCGAGGUUUCUUGUUUGAAAGCUUCAACAGCUACCUAUCCGUGUAGAAAAUGCUUCUGGUGUCUACAUGCUGAUGCUUUUGAGCCUAAUAGAAUUACCAAUACCGAAGAACACAUGUCAGUUCCAAACAAUGACUUGGAUAGUACGGAUUCCUCGAUACGUGUUCGUAACAUACAGGGUGAUUAUAUCAUGGUCGAAAACUUGAUGGACCUCGGCUUGAAGGAAACUUCUGGCAAAAGGCUUUUGACGUUGUCUUCUUGGGAUCCUAGCAAGGAUACACCGGUAGAAAUUCUGCAUAGCCUAUGUCUCGGUUUAAUCAAAUACACGUUCAACAAAGCGGCAUAUUGCUUUUUCAACAAGACGCAGUAUGGGUCUAAGGCUUUUACCAAUUUGUCGACGCAUCUCAAAGGAUACAAAGGCUUUCUUGGAAGAGACUUCAAACUUAUGUUUCAGAUGCUCCCAAUUGUUCUCAGAGUUGCUCGUGACCUCAUUGAUUUCCUCAACCUUCGUAAUGAUCAAUUCCACCGAAUGGAUAACGUUCUUAGUACUUUGGACAAGCUUGAGCCAGCAACAGCAACGACAACUGCAUCAGUGCCCAGUCAAACUACUUUUGAAGAGAUCUAUGAUCUUUCUGGUGAACAAUGUAAUGUUGCUACGAUUCCAUACGCCAAAACUAGAGGCCCAUUGUGUAAUCGUUUAAAGACUCAUUUGAUAGUCCAUUUGGUAGAGGAUUGUCUUCGAUUUGCUUCUCCUGUGCUUCUCGCAACUGAAAAGAACGAGCAAUUCAACAAACACAUUAGGGCAAUUGUCAUGAAGACCAACAAACAAAACCCUUCUCGUCGUUUGGCUCUUAUUAACAGUCGUGAGGUAAUGCUGAGAAUUAUUGCGAUGGGUCAUGUUUGGGAUAACGGUAUGAAAACUUGUGGUAGUCUUGUCAAAGCGUGGUUCAAUAGGUACAGUAAAAACAUAUACUAUUCUGCUAAUCGGGAAUUCGGCAGUACUGAAUAUAUUGCUGGAGAGAAGAUUGCUUCAAACAUGACGGCUAUUCUCGAUGUUGACUUGGAUUCUCUUGGGGCGCGUCCUCUGCUUGGAAAGGUGGUAAACCUUCGCGGCGAUCAGGCUAUUGUUGAGGUGUAUGAACUUGUUCCCAGGCCAGCCUUCGUGAUUCACGAUGACAGUAGCUUCAUUUCUGUCUAUCAAGCUGACGAAGGUGGUAAUCUCCUCACCAAGAAAACUGAAGAAAUCUUGGACUUGCUGAAGUAUAAACUGACUGUGGUGGAAUUACUUGACAUGUCUCAGGAAACUGAGAUUGACACUGUCAAGUAUUCUCUUAUCAACAAGUGCAAGUUCGGUACUUUCUGGUGGCUCCAUAACACUAAUCGUUAUUUCCAAAUUUUAGAAAAUGAAAGAAACUAA